Messenger RNA from Juglans regia (Persian walnut), 477 nucleotides. RefSeq lists its product as uncharacterized. The transcript has 2 exons. The coding region runs from base 1 to 477 and encodes 158 amino acids. The record is from RefSeq and is a predicted model, not a curated record. NCBI's taxonomy places the organism in Eukaryota, Viridiplantae, Streptophyta, Magnoliopsida, Fagales, Juglandaceae.
AUGAAGGAUAAGGUCCAGAUCAUAAGAGACGGGAUGGUGGCAGCACAGAGUCGCCAGAAGAGUUAUGCAGACACAAGAAGAAUAGACCUAUCAUUCGAAAAAGGUGAUUGGGUGUACCUUAAAGUCUCACCCAUGAGCGGCAUCAAGCGGUUUUGGAAGAAAAUGAAGCUUAGCCCAAGAAUCGCAUUACCAGAAUAUUUUGGGGAGGUGCACGACGUGUUUCAUGUAUCCUCGCUGAAGAAGAGUUUCAGGCAACAUGAGCCUCGACUGGUCGACCUAGGUAACCUCCAACUGCAGCCUAACCUUACCUUUGAGGUAGCAUCGAUGCAGAUUGUGGAUUGGAAGGAACAAAGGCUGAGAUCCAAGACAACAGCAUUAAUGAAGGUGUCAUGGGGAGAUUCAAUGGCUAAGGACUUCACUUGGGAGAGAGAGGCAAACAUGAAAGAGCAUUACCCGUAUCUGUUUGGGUAUUAUUGA